This is a messenger RNA of Peronospora matthiolae, 420 nucleotides long. The record is from the annotation of a GenBank genome assembly. NCBI's taxonomy places the organism in Eukaryota, Oomycota, Peronosporomycetes, Peronosporales, Peronosporaceae.
AUGGUGUAUCCCAUGCCCUUGAUCAACGACCUACUGCAGGACCUGGACAAAGCGAUAUGGUACUGUUUAUUAAAUAUGGCCAGCGGAUUCUGGGUUGUGGCGGAGAAAGCACAAAUGACUUCUGCUUUUAUUAAGCCUUCAGGUCUGUAUGAAUGGCUACGUAUGCCGUUUGGGUUGAAAAACGCGCCGCAGAUAUACCAGUGUAUGGUGGAUAAUGCAUCGUACGGGUAUCUCACGAUCGGCGAACAGCGGAGUACAAGUGGUCGCGAGGUGUCACAACCGGUCGACGUGUUCACGAACGACGAGCCGGACCCGCACCGAAAGCCUUCAGUGUUGGGGCGGAGGUCCUAUAUUGAUGACAUUCUGAUCUUGGCGUCGUCCUGGACGUCCCUCGAUCAAAAGGUAAACAGGCUGUUGUAA